Fonsecaea nubica is the source of this 2637-nucleotide messenger RNA. RefSeq lists its product as hypothetical. The transcript is spliced from 3 exons. The record is from RefSeq and is a predicted model, not a curated record. The coding region runs from base 1 to 2637 and encodes 878 amino acids. Lineage: Eukaryota; Fungi; Ascomycota; Eurotiomycetes; Chaetothyriales; Herpotrichiellaceae.
AUGGCUCAUGGCGAGCCUCAAAAGGUUGACACCGUCAUUGUUGGAAACGGGCCCUCCUCCCUGAUUCUCUCGUACAUCCUCCAUGGACACAUCCCAUACUACGAUGAAUCUAGCCCGCAUCCGGAUGCCAUCCUCCACGAGAAACUGCUUCGGCUGGGCCAUGAUCUCCUCGAUAUCGACUUCGAUCACCUGACGGAGCAUUUCGCUGGUUCGCGGUUCUCCUACUCAACGCAGGCCCUGCCGGUGAACGUGUUACUGGACACAUUAGUGAGACCUCUGGGAGAAACCGAUGACGCGGAGAAAAAGACGUGCAUUCGAUGGGCUUACGAGCCUUCGCGAGCGGUUGCUCAUAUGGUUAUUGGACAAACUCACAGCACAGGCGGGCAAUGGGUAGAGAAUCCUGUCCACGCAAGUUGGGAUAUUGGAACUCUUAGUUAUGCGGGAAUGAUUUCGCUUCCCGGCUACGGCUUUGAUGAACACUACCAAAGACGAAAUGGUCGGCCAAUGCCCGUCUAUAUCAGGCCAUCCCGCCAUGCUGUGGCCGACUAUCUUGCUGAAUAUCCCUUCCAUGUGGGCAUCGCCGACUCGAUCCAUAACGGAGAGCAAGUCCGGGGGGUUUCUCGUCGGGGCAAUGGUUUCUAUAUCGCAUCGCAUAAUAUUCUGUGCAAGAAUCUCGUCCUCGCGUCUGGAAUUUUCAGCGAGCUCAUCCAACCACGACCGCUACUCUGUCCUCUCGUUGAACUCCGUGCCAAACAGAUGGGACCGUCCACAAACCCGCUUCUUGUCAUUGGCUCCGGCUUCAGUGCUGCCGAUGUGAUUAUCUCGAGCCCACCAAACCAAAAGAUCAUUCACAUUUACAAAUGGGCUCCGUCGACGUCACCAUCUCCGUUACGUGCUUGCCACCAGCAAGCUUAUCCUGAAUAUGCAGGCGUGUACCGGCGGAUGAAACUUGCCGCGAACCCUUCUUCAAAGCCCAAGGACAAACGCCCGAGAUAUCGUCGAAUCAUGUCCGACUUCGAUUUGAGUCGCGAUUGGAACGCGACCUACGAGGGGUUGCCGAACACUGAAGUCGUCGAUGUCCAAGUCUCUGACGACGGACUAGCAGCCACGGUCACUUUUCAGAACGCCAGCACGAAGGAAACACCAUUCCAGCGCCAAGUGAGUGGUUUGGAGUAUGUGGUUGGAAGACGGGGCUCGUUGGAGUAUCUCGCACCAUCCCUUCUGCAGGAAGUGAUACCUAAAGAAGCCGAAGCGCUACGUGAUGCUGGUAUGAUAUCAGCACAGACACUGCGCGAAAAGGCGAACGAAGAUCUCGAGGUUGCGCCACAUGUUUUCAUUAUCGGUAGUCUGACUGGUGAUUCUCUGAUCCGCUUUGCAUAUGGCGGAUGUGCCUACGCUGCGGGAAAGAUAAUGCGGGAGAGUCAAGAGAGCGAGACUAGAGAUCAGUCGAGCAAGCUAAAGAGCAACGGGUUGGUCACGGUUUGUUUAGGCCAGUACCAAACCCCGGCAUCCUCACCAAAGAUUCCUGCUAUGAGCGGUCUGGAUGGACAUGAGUCGAGCCCUAUCUUGACCCUUCGUGAGCAUGUCCGAGUUCGACACGAAUCGACAUCUACCAAAGGAUCAUUAUCCACCGAUGGUCCUAAUACCACCACCACCCAUGGCGAAACCGGCGACCAACAAAGCAAGAACAUCCCGUCCUACGACCCGGACAGUUCCAGCUCGCUCGCCGACACUGGCCGCUUCAUCGUCAGCGACUACGCCUGCCUCCGCGCCCACUACCUGACGCCCAAGUAUCCGAUCGUGCUGGCCCACGGGCUGAUGGGGUUCGACGAACUGCGGCUCGCGGGGGAUCUGUUGCCCGGGAUCAGUUACUGGCGCGGGAUCAAGGAGGCGUUCCAGGCGCGCGGGGUGCAGUGCAUCACAACGACGGUGCCGAGGACCGCGUCGAUCGCCGAGCGCGCCGAGGUGCUCAUGGACCAGAUCGCGAAGAGGCUUCCCCCGGCGGCAACUGGGGGAAAGGGCGAGGAUGGAAACGGUGGUGAUGGUGGGGGGAGGGAAGUGAACAUCAUCGCGCACAGCAUGGGCGGGCUGGACGCGCGGUACAUGAUCUCGCGGCUGUGUCCUCCACCAUCACUCUUCCGCGUGCGGUCCCUGACCACCGUCGCCACACCACACCGGGGCAGUUCGACCGCCGACAUGCUGAUCCGGGACAUCGGGCCGGACCUGCUCCCGCGGCUGUACCAGCUCCUGGGCCGCAUGAACAUCGACUCGGGCGCCUUCGCGCAGCUGACCACCCGCUACGUGACCGAGCACUUCAACCCGCGCACCCCCAACGACCCGUCGGUCAAGUACCUGUCGUACGGGGCCAGCGCGACGCCGCACCUGCUGUCCGUGUUCCGCCUGUCCCACGACCUGAUGGACAUGCUCGAGGGCCCCAACGACGGCCUCGUCAGCGUCAGGAGCGCAAAGUGGGGCGAGUACCAGGGCACCCUGGCCGGCGUCACGCACCUGGACCUGAUCAACUGGACGAACCGCCUCAAGAAGAUGGCCAGUCGCGUGGGCCUGGUCGAGGAGAAAUUCAACGCCGUGGCCUUUUACCUCGCCGUUGCGGAGGAGCUUGCUAAACAAGGGUUUUGA